AUGAAAGAAGAAGUUUCAAGAGAUCAUCAUAAUAUCACUUCACUUAUUUAUCCGGAGAGCAACCUCCGAUUUAACAGUACCAAUGAUGAUGACAGACUUAACAAAGACGUCAAAUUUGGUGUGCUUCGAAUGUUCUGGGGAGAAAUGGAAUUACCGUUUACGGAAGAAAUCGAGCUACGAGCCGUCAAAAGAUCUGUGGAGAUGAAGACAUUUCUGAGUUGGGAGUUUCUAUUAGGUCCAUCGGAUGAUCAGAAAGUUUUAGUCUCGGUUCCAGCUCAUUUAUUUUGGAGAAUGCUGAGAACUAAAAAAGAAGAACUCAAAUUAUAUCCAGCAACCUUCAUGUUUCAAUUGGCACAGGAAGGAAUCGAACAUAUGAAGACUUCGAUUCCAGAUGUCUAUGAAUCAGUGAAAAAGUACCAUGAGGAAAGAACCAAACCUCUUCCAGAACUCAUUUUUGUCGUAUUGGAUCCAGCGAAUAUUCAAUUUUUCGAAUUAGGUCUUCUUUUGUACAGGGGACCCUACGGAGUUCUGAUCAAUCAAUUCCAAAAAGUGUUCGAUAAACACUGGGCAGAUCACAACAAAUGGUGCAUGACUCGCUAUCCAGAUCCAAGGGUUGUCUACGGUCCAAUUGAAGAAGUAUCGGGAGAAUACUUCUCUCAUUUAACAAAACGAUUUGGACUCCGGAAUUAUGAUACAAAGGAAACAGCUGAUGGGAUAAGAUAUACUGUUCGAACUUAUUUACCGAGAAAAGAAGUGAAGAAGAAGUAUAAGAAAAGUUCGCAUAUGAAGAAAGGGAUCAAUCAGCCAGAGGAUGGAAAUGUUGAGGUGAAUGAAGCCGACGGAGAGCAUGACCAGCAAGAGAAUCUAGGAAAUCGCCAAAUGUCAUUCGACAAAAAGAUUAUUUACCCAGAGAAUCUGAACGAUUUCUUCCAAGAAAUGAAACAGAAAAAGGAAAUUCAGAAAAGCAAGAAUCGGUUACUGAUGGAACUUGAAGAUCGAGUUGUAAAGCCGAAAAUUGUGAAGGAAAAGAGAGAGGAGUUGGAAAUGAAAAAUGAGCCCAAGGAAAAACCGAUGGACGAACCGGAAGAGGAUCUAGUAGAAGGGGACAUUUCUGAAGAAGUCGAACUUGAUGUUGAAAUGGAAGAAAAGGGAGAAGAAGAGGAUGAAGACAUUGAAGAGGAAAAUGGUUCAGUCGAAACGGAUGCCCCAACAACGUCGACUAGUUCAAGAAGCCGUCAAACAAGAAAAAGAGCUCCCGAUUCAGCUGCUCCAUCGGCUACAGUGGUGUCGGACAGUCGACCAAGACGUCAGAGAAAUGAGCCAACUGAACUCUACAAAGCAUCUCCAAUCAGAACCUACAAACGUCGUUAA
Messenger RNA from Caenorhabditis remanei, 1371 nucleotides. RefSeq lists its product as uncharacterized. The record is from RefSeq and is a predicted model, not a curated record. The transcript is spliced from 7 exons. Bases 1 to 1371 code for a protein of 456 amino acids. Lineage: Eukaryota; Metazoa; Nematoda; Chromadorea; Rhabditida; Rhabditidae.